CGCGACUCAAGCCCACCAUUGUUUUUGAGGCCUCUGGAGCGCUUUGCGAAGCGUGCGCAUAUUAUUUGUGCUGUAGGUGUUGCUCUGUAAGCGCAGGCUCCUCAGGCUGCAUCAGUGCGUGGUGUAAAACACAAUGCGCUGCGCAGGGCUGCUGGUGCUGGGCCAAGCCAUCAAUGCUGCGGAGGACAUCGCCGCGGACGCCGGCGGCCGAGGGGUGCUCUUACAGCUCGUCGUGCGCGGUCCCGCGGCGAACGCGACGCGCCAGCGGUGGCACGCGCUGCACGACCACUUCGAGGGCUCGGACGAGGUCUACGUCGCGCGCGUCUUUUGCGACGAGAACGACCCGAAUAGUGACGACGACACAUGCGGCGCGCUGCUGGGCGGCCGGCGCGCGGUCUACCCCAUCGUGCUGUACGGCGACUGUUACGAGCCGGAGGCCUACUGGGGCCCGCGGACGCUCGACGCGCUGAAGGCGUUGGGCGAAGGCAUUCGCGCGCCCUGCUCGGCGUGGCGGCCCGACCGCUGCGAUGGCGCUUCAAAAGCCAAGCUGGAGGGCUUCGAGGCCAUGCCGGCGCGGGGCCUCAACGAGCUCGCGCGCACCGAGGCCGUCGCCCGGCGCGCGAGGGUGGAGGCGCACGAGGCCGCCCUCGAAGAGAAACGCGAGAGCCUGCUCGAGGAGUGGGAGGCGCUGGGGACGGUGCGGCGAACGAAGGCGCAGCGCGUUUCUGAUGAGUUAAGGGCGAUGCGCGAGGUCCUCGCGUCUCGCGGCGUCGGCUGGUCCGAGACGCGCGCGGCCGUGACCUUCGAGGAGGAGUCGUACGCGGCAUCGGAGAUUGCUGAUGAUUACGAAUAUUCGGCUUAUAACGACGGAUACGACGAAUACGACGAGCUGGGACCGUACUACGAUUAUGAGGACGAGGACGCGUACUACAGCGAGUACGGCGGCGGCUACGACGAGGACGCCGACGUCGACGAGAGCUUGUAUGCGGACUACUACGACGAGUACGAGGAUAGUCGACGAUAAGAGACGAUAUGUUUUCGCUAGUGUGUCGAUGUUACGGUG
Messenger RNA from Pelagomonas calceolata, 1063 nucleotides. NCBI's taxonomy places the organism in Eukaryota, Pelagophyceae, Pelagomonadales, Pelagomonadaceae. The record is from the annotation of a GenBank genome assembly.